Messenger RNA from Phycomyces blakesleeanus NRRL 1555(-), 1712 nucleotides. RefSeq lists its product as hypothetical. The transcript is spliced from 11 exons. Gene Ontology annotation, biological process: poly(A)+ mRNA export from nucleus. The record is from RefSeq and is a predicted model, not a curated record. Gene Ontology annotation, cellular component: nucleus. Bases 248 to 1450 code for a protein of 400 amino acids. NCBI's taxonomy places the organism in Eukaryota, Fungi, Mucoromycota, Mucoromycetes, Mucorales, Phycomycetaceae. Gene Ontology annotation, molecular function: RNA binding.
CUACCAAACGUUUGGGUCGGGCAUGUCAAUACGUGGUCGGGGAGGAAGCCAACAGCAACCUCGGUUUAAAAGAGAAUUUAUAGAUAACGACAUCCAGAUGGAUACCCAAGCAUCAAUUGCACCAGGAAAGGCGGCCGUCAAAAUAUCUAAUUAUCCACCCGGCUCUGAAAAUCAAUUACUUUCUUUUCUUCAACGCAAAGCAAAAUUUCAAUGGGAACCGGAGGAGGUUUUUUACGAGAAUGAUGGUAUGGUCGUAGUACUUGAAAAUGAAGGAUUGGCCAAUUCGCUAUGUCGCUUGAACAAUUAUGAAUACAGACAAAUGCCGAUUUCAAUCCAACGAUUUCAUGAAAACAGCUCUCAGGGGGGUGUGCACGGAGCAAGACCAAUUAAUAACAACCCAAGAGCUCCCAGAUCCCGAUCGAACGCACUCGAUGAGCUACUUAAAGAAAGAUGGGAUCCUUCAUCUGGAUUUCUCAAUCUUGACGAGUUACCCAAAUCAAGAUAUCCUGUUAGUCUUGUCAUUAGUCGACUCUUGGCUGCAGCCCAAGAACUUUUUGGCGACGCAGUAGUAACAAUUUCAUUUGCAAGAAAUGAACUUUGGUCCGUAUCACCAAUCAACAGAUUACCAGAGUUUUUCCCCAAUAUUCUGAACCUGUCACUUCAAGACAACGAUAUUGCUGAAUUCAAAAGUCUCAGAAGUCUUAGUUCUCGAUUGAAUCGAUUGACCGAAUUACUACUUAUUGGAAAUCCAAUUCAAUAUAAUAAUGACUGGGAAACAUAUUCAAGAGGUGUUCAACAAAUUUUCCCAAGUGUGAAAAUUUUGGACCAGAGACCUAUUUCUGGCGAUCAAAUAAAUCCAACACAUCUAAACCAACAACACCAGAUGGUGCUUCCCACUCAAUUAUCACAACAAUUCCCACCCAGACCAAGUUUCUUUGACCAAGACUCUUCAAAGCAAGCCACGGAAGACUUUAUGUCAAAGUAUUUUCCAUUGUUCGAUUCAAAUCGUGCGGCAUUGGUGGAUUUGUACGAUGCACAGGCCACGUUUUCUCUCAAUUUUAGUCGUACAUCGUGCGCCCAUGAAAGAUGGGGUCUAGUUGGUGGUAGGAAACAAACCUUGUUUACCAAUGAAGAGAUCAUCAAGAAAUUUAUCACCUUGCCACCCACAAUCCACAGUGGUGUGCAGAUCGGUAGCUUUAUUACAGACGCAUGGCAGGUUUCUAUUUCUUCACCUGCCCAUCCUCUUUUACUCUUUAUCACUAUUCACGGUGAUGUCCGGGAAGCAACCGGUUUAAAUGGUCCUCGUCAUAUAUUUGAGCGAACUUUUCUUAUUGCACCUGCGCCAAUAAACUCAAAAGCACACGCGGCUGGUUGGCAGUACAUCGUUAUUACGGAUUCAUUGAUUCUUCGUGAUUAUACAGAAAACAUUCUCAACCAACCUCCACAUUAAAUCCCAUUUAGAUCCAUAUAUCUAUCGGGUGCCUCUAGUUUGAUCCAAUACUUUUCCCUAUUAGCUAAUAAACUUUAUUUUGCAUCAUUAUCUGGAUUUUCUAUAUAUAUAUAAAGUGGUAAACUUCAAAUCGGUCUGUUAGAAUCUUAUACUUCAUAUUAUUCUUUAUGUUAUAUACAAUUUUUUUGUUUUUAGAUAAAUGUAACAAUUCAAAGAAUAUACGUAGAUAUACAUGUAUAUUGGAAUACAAGUUUUUAUUAGU